Messenger RNA from Hansenula ciferrii, 702 nucleotides. It is a transcript of the gene BNA7, whose product is annotated as arylformamidase. The transcript has a single exon. The record is from RefSeq and is a predicted model, not a curated record. NCBI's taxonomy places the organism in Eukaryota, Fungi, Ascomycota, Saccharomycetes, Phaffomycetales, Wickerhamomycetaceae. Gene Ontology annotation, molecular function: hydrolase activity. The coding region runs from base 1 to 702 and encodes 233 amino acids.
AUGGGCAGAACAUCUACAAUCUAUCAAUACGACAAAGACACUCGUCAACAAAUACUAAACUACGGCUCUGAUUCCACUUCUCAUUUAAUUUUCAUUCAUGGAGGUGCUUGGAGAGAUCCAAAUAAUACUCAUCAUGAUAUCGAUCAAUUAUUAAAAUAUUUACCACAAAAUAUUUCAAUUUGGAGUAUAGAUUAUAGAUUGAGUCCACAAGUUAAACAUCCAGUACAUGAACAAGAUGUUAUUUUAGCCCUAGAGAAAAUUCAUCAAUUGAUUGAAGAAAAACAUGGUUCUAUAGAAGGACGAAAGAUUAGUCUUAUGGGUCAUUCUGCUGGUGUAAGUUUAGCUCUAAGAACAUUUGAUCAAGUUCCAAAAUUAAAAAUUAAUAAGUUAAUCUUAUUAGAUGGGAUUUAUGAUCUAACGAAAUUAAUUGAAGAAUAUCCAGACUAUCAAGGCUUUGUAAAUGAAGCAUUUGAUAAUUAUCAAGAUGUAAGUUUCUUGACAAGUGAUCAAUUAAACAAUGUUAAUAUUCAUGUUUUCCAAUCUUAUAAUGAUGAAUUAUUAUCCAAGACCCAAACUGAAUGGUUUUUAGAUCAAUUACAUCAAAAAGGGAUUGAUUAUACUUAUACUUUGGGAAAUUUUGGAAAACAUGAAGAUGUUUAUCAAAAUGAAAAGAUUGCAUCGUAUAUAACAUCAUUGUAUUAA